AUGAGUUCCACAGCCCCGACGCCGACGCCGACGACGACGCCGCCGCCGCCGCCAUCCUCGUCAUCGAUACCCCAGACCCUAUGGGACCUGCAGGUGCCGCUCUUCAUCACGUACGCCGGCGGUAGCGGAGAGGGCGGCGGCGGCGGCGAGGGCGGCGGCAAAACGCUCCCUUUCGUCGCGUCGGUGCCGCGCUUCAGCUACCUCGCCCUGCUGCUCCCGCGCCUGUCCGCCUUCUUCGGCCGCCCCUGCUCGAGCUUCCACCACGAGGACGUGCUGCUCCGCAACCUGGCCGUCGGCCUGCUCGUCGACCUCUACCAGCCCCGCCUGCCCUGGCGCCUGACCGUGAGCGACGGCGUCAGCUGGGACAUCGGCGACACCUUCCUGAACAGCGCCAAGGAGGCGGACUUCGUGCGUAACGGCAACGCGCACCAGAUCAUGUCGCUAUCCAAGGAGCACACCACCGCGCUCUGGAACGCGGUGCAAGACAACGAUUAUGCCGCCUUCUCCAAGAUUAAUACUCGCCUGCUCAAUACCUCGCGCGAGUUGCGCAACGUGCCCAUCCGCAUCUACAUCCCGCAGUCGCAGCCGUCCGCCGGGUCCGAGGGCGGUGGCGCCCAGGCGGGCUCUUUCAAAGUCGUCCAGUCCCUGCUGCAACCACGCGCUAGCGAGCGCGUCCCUCAGACCCUCGGCGCGGCGCUCCGCGGCCUGAUGCCCCGCCUGUUCCCAAGCAGCCGGGACCCGGUGCUCGCGGAUAUCGUGUUGCACGGCGCGCGGGUUCCCUUCGCCACCCCGCUCGAGGAGCUCAUGCGCGAAGCCGCCUACCCGGAUGGCUGGCUCUGCCUCGUCGUCCAGCCGCUCGACGUAUAG
This is a messenger RNA of Durotheca rogersii, 867 nucleotides long. Its product is annotated as autophagy protein Apg5-domain-containing protein. The transcript has 4 exons. The coding region runs from base 1 to 867 and encodes 288 amino acids. Gene Ontology annotation, cellular component: cytoplasm; phagophore assembly site membrane; Atg12-Atg5-Atg16 complex. Gene Ontology annotation, biological process: autophagosome assembly; nucleophagy; cellular response to nitrogen starvation. NCBI's taxonomy places the organism in Eukaryota, Fungi, Ascomycota, Sordariomycetes, Xylariales, Xylariaceae. The record is from RefSeq and is a predicted model, not a curated record.